This is a messenger RNA of Priapulus caudatus, 1544 nucleotides long. RefSeq names its product phosphatidate cytidylyltransferase 1-like. Gene Ontology annotation, cellular component: endoplasmic reticulum membrane. The record is from RefSeq and is a predicted model, not a curated record. The transcript is spliced from 5 exons. Bases 39 to 665 code for a protein of 208 amino acids. Gene Ontology annotation, molecular function: phosphatidate cytidylyltransferase activity. Lineage: Eukaryota; Metazoa; Priapulida; Priapulimorpha; Priapulimorphida; Priapulidae.
UCCUCGUUCCCGUCUCUCUCAUCAUCUGCAACGACAUCAUGGCGUACAUGUUUGGCUUCUUCUUCGGAAAGACUCCCCUCAUCAAGCUGUCGCCGAAGAAGACGUGGGAGGGCUGGCUGGGAGGUCUCGUCUCUACCAUCGCCUUCGGAUGGGUGCUGGCGGCGGUGCUCGUGCGCUACGAUUACUUCACCUGCCCCGUAGACUUCAGCUACAGAUACCUCAACAUGACCUGUGAACGCACGUCGACGUUCACUAGCGUGAAGUUCCAAUUCCCCGCCGUCAUGCGCGUCUUCCUCACCACGCUGCAUCUGCCGGCGAGCAUGACGCUGUUCCCGUUCCAGCUUCACGCCGUCGGCAUGGCGUUGUUUGCCUCCAUCAUCGGUCCGUUCGGUGGUUUCUUUGCGAGCGGAUUCAAGCGAGCGUUCAAGAUCAAAGACUUUGGCGACCUGAUUCCGGGACACGGAGGCAUGAUGGAUCGGUUUGACUGUCAGCUGCUGAUGGCAUCCUAUGUUCACGUCUAUCACUACAGCUUCGUGAGGGCCGCCGACCCCAAGCGUCUGCUGCAGCUUGUGUUGGCGAUGCCGCCCGAGCAACAACUUCAGUUCUUUAACACUCUCAAGGAUCGUCUGCUUGGCGACGGAACGCUAAAACUCACCGCCCAGUAGCAGACGAUCGCCCCCGGCAACGUCCCCGACAAUGCCCCCAGCAACGCCGCCGGCAGACGACGACAACUACGCAGACCUUCCGAUCUUCUCGUCCGUCUUGGAAAAGUCCUUCUUCCGUAUUAUUCGCCUUCGACCGCUGGGUUGCCUAGCGUCGGACUCGUGGUGCACAGGUGGUUUAGUACUGCUGCGCGGUCGGAUAGCGGUUUUCUGCUUUUGGUAACGAUGCAGUCUUUAAUUCACGAUCCACUCGGCGAUCUGAAGGAAUGUUCGAGUCUUGCCGCACCUUCACCGAGUUUGCACAUCGAUCGCAGAACGCUGCAAUGGUGGCUUGUGAUUCGGCUGCUACGGUGUAGUUGCACUGCUGCUUUUCUUGCCUUCCAAAAUGGCCGCUGAGGUCGAAUCCAGCAUUGUAAUCGGCGGAUGUGCACUCGCACUGCGAUGUCUAUGCGAUGGAAGCGUGCUGCCAUUGUCCGUGGCUCUCUCGCUCUCUGGAUGAUCCCGGCGAUCGAAAUAUGCAUUGAAUCGAUUCUGAAUAUUCGCGACGAAUAACGAAAAAGCAAUCCGAAUAUAUCUGACGUUGAACGGAUGUCUUUUGACCGCGUCAAGCGAUCUUGGCAGGGUGGCGUCGCCAUUUUUCCUCACUAGAAAGUUUUUAGUGAGUUUCUUAAGUGUCCCGUUGACUUUACGACCCAGAUGUGUCUGUCAUUCCUCUUCUUCAGGCUCUAGACCGUGACGAGUUGUGAGCGCGGUCAUAGCGGGGAAACGUUAAUCUUUACUACAAGUCCGCAUUAGUGUACAAAUCUAGCGAAUGAGAAAUGUUUUAUUUAUUCCGAGUAAUCAUUAUUCACAUAUUAAACGUAAGAUAUAUCUAUCUAUAUA